Molecule: messenger RNA, 974 nt
Organism: Laetiporus sulphureus 93-53
Lineage: Eukaryota; Fungi; Basidiomycota; Agaricomycetes; Polyporales; Laetiporaceae
Exons: 2
Coding region: 425-883 (152 amino acids)
Source: RefSeq, a predicted model, not a curated record
GUCUGCCUCUGCCACACAUCCGUGCCGCCACAGCACCGGUCAGUAUCAACGCGCUAGAGCCACAGAUCACUUAUGACGACCAGCAGGCUAGGGCGCUCUGCCUCUCCGCGCUCGCAUCUCGACAUCCUCUCCAGCAUGGUGUGCAAGCCGAGGUAGUCUGCUGUUCCCUCCUGACCCUCCCGCAGCUCGACCCAACCCCGCCUUUCUAAGCCGGUUCUCGACGUCUUCGGCGCGGCGCGAAGACCAGGCAGCGCCUUCCGCCGGGAGCGCGAGCACUGUCACGGAGAACCCCUCGCCGGAGAGCACGCAGUGGCUGUACGAGGGCCGCGCGGCGACGUGUGCGGACGAGAGCCUCGAGGACGCCAUCUUUGGGCCCUCGCCCCGCCCUGUGCAGUACUACACCGCCAUCCUGCGCAACAUCCAGAUGAUCAACGCGUUUCUCAGGUCUGUCGACCUCGAGGCGUUUAGGACAGGCAAAGUGGAUGAGGACUCGUCCGUCGCGAGCGCGAGGGCAGCGCUGAUCACCUACGCAGACGUCGCCCACCGCUGGCUGACCGCCGCGCUCGAAGCCGACACCGAGCUCUCCGAAGAGCUCCGCGCGGAACUCGCGCAGUGCCUCGAGUACUUUGGCAAGAACCUCGACAUCAUCGCGCUGUACGAGAGCGAGAGCGAGAUUGACGACGAGCUCAAGAAGCCGCGGUGGGCGGACAUUUGCGAUAUCGUCGUGUAUGCGUUCAAUAUCGCGUAUGCCCCGCUCGACAGGGCUGCGGGGGGUAUACAGCCGCAUUUGCGGAUAUUUGAGGCGCAGAUCACUGGUGGGGAUAUCCCGGAGGGGACGUCCAGGAAGGCCAUUUUGGUGGAUGAUGAGGCUCCUGGGGUCUAAUGUUGGCGCGGAUUCGGACUGUUUGGUUGUACUACUUGAAACGGAUUUUGUAUUCGUGUACGCUUUCCCUACGUAUCUUCAGAACAUGGAA